Messenger RNA from Opisthocomus hoazin, 354 nucleotides. Lineage: Eukaryota; Metazoa; Chordata; Aves; Opisthocomiformes; Opisthocomidae. The record is from RefSeq and is a predicted model, not a curated record.
AUGCCGUUCAUCCCGUCGCACGCUUCCCGCUCCACCGGGAUCUACUGGGAAAUUCCUGGAGACCUUAGGUGGAAUUUCAUGGUGACGGGCUUGCAGGAUAUCGACAAGUGCCGGCAGCAGCUUCACGACAUCAGCGUGCCCUUGGAGGUGUUUGAAUACAUAGAUCAAGGCCGAAAUCCUCAGCUUUACACUAAAGAGUGUCUGGAGCGAGCUUUGGCUAAAAAUGAGCAAGUAAAAGGAAAAAUUGACACAAUGAAGAAAUUUAAAAGUCUGUUAAUUCAAGAACUGACAAAGGUGUUCCCGGAAGACAUGGCAAAGUACAAAGCUAUUCGAGGAGAAGAUCCUCCGCCUUAA